UUCUGGCGAUGGGGGCGGAGUGAGGUUUUUUUUUGCAGACUGUAAACUUUGUAGGAUUGGUCCCAGAUUUCACCCAGGCCGUGCAAAUAAGUAACCACCGUCCGAAUAAAACUCACUCCGCGUUCACUGGGAAACCUCAUAGUCGGACAGGAUUGAGUGCGAUGGCUGCAAGAAUUGAGAAAUCUGCUUUUCAUGUCCCAGACUUGGACGAGGUUUGUCGAGUGUUGCAGGAUGGACUGAAGAAAAACUUUGCAAAUGUUCAGGUGUGUGUGGUGGACUGCCCAGACCUCACACAGGAGCCAUUCACUUUUGCUGCUGCAGGUACAUUUUAAACACUAUUGCUUUGAAGUCCCUGAAAGGAUUGGUGUUAUUCAUGGAGUCGGAGGUGUAGUAUAUUCCAGUGUCAAGGACCGGGUAAAUGGGAUAUGUGGGAAACCUCGCAUAGCAGAUGUGGGAGGAGUUCCUUAUCUUCUACCACUUCCACAAACUGAAAAGAUCUAUAACCUCAAUGUUGUUGCUAAGGAAGUGGAACUGUCCGGUGGUUUCAUCCUUGGAGCAGGAGCAGCAUCAUUUAAAGCUAUGGGUGUGAUUGCAGAGCUUAUGCCUAAUGUCUCAACCAAAGGAAAUGGUAAACCUGAGGUGAAUCACAGCUAUAGUGCCAAAAUAGACCCUGCUACAGGUGGGUGUGUUCUUGAGAAAUAUGGCGAAACGUACAAGACCUGUGAUUUUGCACUGCUAGCAAACUUGUUCAUCAGUGAAGGAAAGCCAGGAAAGGUUGUUCAAGUAAGAAGCAGCAGAAGAACUGGACAGAGUAACUUUGUGAGCUGUAUGAGGGACACCCUUGAACAGCAUUAUGGAGAUAAGCCUGUAGGAAUGGGAGGGACUUUCCUCAUUCAAACAGGCAAAGCUAAACUUCAUGUUAUGCCAGAGUUUUCUGCCUGUCCUUUGAACAGCAACGAGGCUGUAAACAACUGGCUGAAGUUCUUUGACAUGAGUGCUCCUCUCGUCUGCCAGUCAGUAUUUGUGUCCUGCGAUCUGGGAUUUGACCUACGAUUGGAGCACACCCAUUGCUUCAGCCAUCAUGGAGAAGGUGGACACUAUCACUACGAUACUACUCCAGACAAUGUGGAAUACCUGGGCUACUUUGUACCAGCAGAACACCUUUAUCGCAUUGAUCGUCCUGAGAACACUCUCAAAAUAGGACGUGAUUAGUCGCACAUAAUCACAGGUAUUUGUGAAAUUCAUGCAUCCCUUAAAGGACUGAUAAUAUCAGGACUGCAUCAUACCAGAUGACUGUUCUUUCUACUUUACCACGAACAGUAGAGACAUCGAAACUCAAUGGUUGAUGGACAACUCUGAAAUCAAUCUCAAUGACCUUUGGUUGUAUUGUGAUGGCUCUUCAUUCCAAACAUAAAGACUGGCUGCCUCAAAUUCUUAGGAGGUGGAAAGCCAAAACGGAGGACGUUACUUGUACAAAAUACCAUCAUAUUUGGAAAAUGACUAUGAUUGGGCCACAUGUGUAAUACAUCAGUGUUUCUUAAAUUGUUCAAAAAUGAUGGCUGAUUGUACUCUGAAGCUAGCGUACAUCCAUGCAGCCAGAGUUUUAAACAGCUGUACCAUGAAUGCGAGUGAAGGGCUCUCCACCACUGAGACAAUUCAACUUCAAGAAGUCUUGUAGCUUACUGAGAACCUCCUGCUUUUACAAGACCUCUCGUCUAGUUAAAUCAUCCAUUCAUGUCGGAGAUUGCAGACCUGCUAAGAAAGAUGAGAAAUAAUUCCGGAUGAAAUUGUAUUUUUGUUUUCUUCGUUGUAUAAUCUUUGUAUAAGUGCAUGAGAUGGCACAAUUUAAACCUAUGAGGCACGUGUGUGAUAAUAAAUAAUCUUCAUUUUUAAAUUCACAAAA
Stegostoma tigrinum is the source of this 1903-nucleotide messenger RNA. RefSeq names its product chromosome 27 C11orf54 homolog (gene bkgd). The transcript is spliced from 9 exons. Gene Ontology annotation, molecular function: hydrolase activity, acting on ester bonds; zinc ion binding. The record is from RefSeq and is a predicted model, not a curated record. Gene Ontology annotation, cellular component: nucleus. NCBI's taxonomy places the organism in Eukaryota, Metazoa, Chordata, Chondrichthyes, Orectolobiformes, Stegostomatidae. The coding region runs from base 256 to 1212 and encodes 318 amino acids.